UCCGACUUUACGCAUAGGAGAGUGCAGCCCCGGCAGCGCGUGCCUCUCCGCUCCAGGCUGAAAGUUACUUUGACAGUUUGGCGUUAAUGGGUGACGCGCUUUUAAGGCUUUUGGAAACGAUGAACCAUCGUCUUUUUGACCUGGACUUUGUGUAGUGAUCUCUAUUAAGUUGAAAGUGAAUCCCUAACUCAGAGCGCAACUGCUUUCAAACUAUCGAAGGACUCAUUCGUGUGCGUGUGUGUUUGUGUGUGCGUGCGUUUGUGUGUGUGUUUCUGUUAUUGCCAAGUUCUUGCGCAAAUGCCAAAAAAGCAAAUAUCAAAUCAGCCGGUGAAGUUGACUUAAGCUGACACAUCGACAAUGCAACCCGGCGUCAGUCGCUCGUUUCAGGCUUGAUCUACCGAACAUGGUACGAUAAUCGGAACACACUGAGGGACGAGCAGUCAGAAAUAGAGAGCGCAGAUAUUUAGGACACUCCGUGGUGUGGUUGUGCGAACCGCUGCCUCUCGCGCCCAGGUGUCCCGCCGUGCGGUGCGGAGUCUCCAGCUCAGGCCGGCAGAGCUGACAUGCUGCCUAAAGUCGAGACUGAAUCCCUGGGACUCUCUCGAUCGUAUGGGGAACAGGGGCACAUGCCAAGGAACAUGCAAGCCCCCCAGUUAAAAAUGAUGGACUACUCCUACGAUGAAGACCUGGACGAGAUGUGUCCCGUGUGCGGAGACAAGGUUUCAGGAUAUCACUACGGACUGCUGACCUGCGAAAGUUGCAAGGGCUUCUUCAAGCGCACCGUCCAGAACAACAAGCGUUACACAUGUAUAGAGAACCAGAGCUGCCAGAUUGACAAGACCCAGAGAAAACGCUGCCCAUACUGCCGCUUCCAGAAGUGCCUCACCGUCGGCAUGAAGCUAGAAGCUGUGCGUGCAGAUCGCAUGCGUGGUGGUCGCAACAAGUUUGGCCCGAUGUACAAACGUGACCGGGCUCUCAAGCAGCAAAAGAAAGCGCUGAUCCGAGCUAACGGCCUGAAGAUCGAGGCCAUGAGCCAGGUGAUGCAGGCUGUGCCCACCGACCUCACUAUCUCCUCAGCCAUCCAAAACAUCCACUCUGCAGCCUCCAAGGGUCUUCCCCUUAGCCACCACCCUGGCCACCACACCAGCCACCACCACCACCAUCACCACCAUCACGCCACCGCCCUGCCCCCCACAGACUACGACCGCAGCCCAUUUGUCACCUCACCAGUCAGCAUGGCGAUGCCACCACAUGCUGGCAGCCUGCAGGGCUACCAGGCCGCCUAUGGACACUUCCAGGGCACACGCACCAUCAAGUCUGAAUACCCAGACCCAUACACCAGUUCACCAGAGUCCAUCAUGGGGUAUGCCUACGUUGAUGCUUAUCAAUCAGGCUCCCCGCCCAGCUUCCCUCACUUGAUCGUAGAGCUGCUCAAGUGUGAGCCGGACGAGCCGCAGGUGCAGGCCAAGAUCUUGGCCUAUCUACAACAAGAGCAGGCCAGCCGGGGGAAACACGAGAAGCUCAAUACCUUUGGUCUGAUGUGCAAGAUGGCCGACCAAACACUCUUCUCCAUUGUGGAGUGGGCACGCAGCAGCAUUUUCUUCCGUGAACUCAAGGUGGAUGACCAGAUGAAGCUGUUGCAGAACUGCUGGAGUGAACUCCUCAUCCUUGAUCACGUAUACCGGCAGGUGGUGCAUGCCAAGGAGGGAUCUAUCCUAUUGGUCACUGGUCAACAGGUGGACUUUGCCGUGAUUGCUUCACAGGCGGGAGCAACCCUCAACAAUUUGUUGAGCCACGCUCAAGAUCUGGUAGCCAAACUACGCUCCCUACAGCUGGAUCAACGGGAGUUUGUCUGCCUGAAGUUUCUGGUCCUCUUCAGUCUGGAUGUCAAGAACCUGGAGAACUUUCACCUGGUUGAGAGCGUCCAGGAGCAAGUCAACGCUGCCCUGCUGGACUACGUAAUGUGCAACUACCCGCAGCAAACGGACAAGUUCGGACAGCUCCUCCUGCGACUACCUGAGAUCCGGGCCAUCAGUCUGCAGGCUGAAGAAUAUCUUUACUACAAACACCUGAACGGCGAUGUGCCCUGCAACAACCUGCUCAUUGAAAUGCUGCACGCCAAGAGGGCUUAGGAGGGUCACAGCCCGUCUGCAGCUCCAGAAACUCCAAACAAUGCCAUUACCAAACUGAACUCCCAGCUUACAGCUGACUGUGUGAUGGUCUGGAAGGACGGAGAGAAGCGAACAUUUAGAAACUCUUGUUUAUAUCGAGCUCAUUUGGAUGUUCAAGUUACAACAUGAAGUGCAGAUCUGGACAAAUACAUGUGCUGAGACUUUUGAAUAAUGAGCACAGGAAAACAAUACACAGAUGGCUUUAUUGUAAAGAAAAAGAGAAAAAAAAAGAAGAAAGAGAGCAGUGAAUGUCUGAAAGAAGGGCCGCUUCUCCUUAACUGCACAGAAAAAGACAGUGUUGAAAGGACGAAAAAAAAAAAAAAAACACCUGAAGCAAAGUCUACAUUUGACACGUGAUGAUAUUCAGUCGUCUGCGCAAGCAAGACUAUCAGACGGUGCGACCGAGACCUUAAAAAAAAUCACAACCCUGAAGUGUUUUAGCGCUGGUGUUACCACGAGAGGCUUUUUGUGCCGGGAAAGGAAGUUGACUAACACUGCCCAUCUUUCAGACAGCUUUGUGACAUGACUGGUGGCUUAUUCUGUGGAUGAUCCUCCUGUGUGCUCUUUAACUAAAACUGACUUUGAGCUGUUGUUGGUACUGUAAAGGCAAACAGACAAGCAGUCAAUCAGGCGAGACUCUUUCGGUGUCUGGUCUGGUUUUUCAACUCAGACGUGCCCUACAUGGCAGCUGGACCUAAAUAAGAAGGGAAAACAGAAGGUUAAAAAAAAAAAAGAGGUCUGGAGAAAAAAAAUACAUUGAAUAACAAACAAAAUAGGCUAAUAAGAAUACUUUUCCUCUUGUAAUGGAAGUCAUUUGCUCCUCGUGCUCACCUUGUGGUUCCCCUUUCUUAUACCACCUCCCGAAAUCAUCUUAAACUAUGUACCUCAGAAAGACCAGUUAAUAAUGUCAGCUUAAAUAAUUGUAUUUAUAGCCCUUUUUUCCUGCAAAAAAAUAAGAAGAAAAAAAAACACAUCUCCUUUUUAUCAUUUCAUUCAAACUGGAACAAAACAAAGAGUGAUUCUGGAGACUGAGAAGGAUUAUUCCUGCCUUUGUCCGAAGACCAAAGCCUGCAGCAGUAGAGAAGAAGGUAAAUUACAAAUACCUAAUAAUCAGUAUUAUAAGACAAAAAAAAUUGUGAUGUCACAUUUAUGUGAGUCUUGCCUUAUUUCAUUACCAUGCUAGCUAACCGCGCAGAUGUGAAUGAAAAUAUGUACAAAUAUAUAUAUAAAGUAUUAAUGUUGUAAAAAAUUAAAACAAAAAAAAUGAAUUCAACAGGUGUUUACAUUCAUGGGGUCAUAUGGGAGAGAACUGUGAUGAAGCAUAAAUUGCAAAGCAAUGAUUUCCUAAAAAAAAAAAAAAAAAAAAAAAAGGAAAAAAAGAAAAAAAUUAAACAUGAAAUCAGCAAAGUUAAGAAAAAGAUCCCUCUAUCUGGCUUUCUUUGGUGUGUGUACAGUGUUUUUUUAUUAUUAUUAUUUUGUUUUGAGCAGUACUUAAAUUAUGUCGUGAGACACUAAAAUCAAAGAGGAAUCAAACUUAAACUAUAAUUUUCUGUGUCUGCUGGCAUUCAAACAUUACAUUUUUGAGCAUUGCUGUAAAAGAUUUCCAUUUCAUUCUCAAACAUUUUAUUUGUAAAAGUUUUCUCUUUUUUUUUUUUUUUACAGUGCUUUGAUCUUAUGGAUGUACAGUAUGUCACUGGUUACGCUUAACAAUGAAGAUAAUUUAUUGCGUCAAUAGGUUUCCAUCUUUGUGUUACAUGACGUGAGGUGUCCACACCAGAAUAAAUUUGUUUACUGUAGCAUGUUCUUGUUUUGUUUCCAUUAGUAGUUCUGAGAUGCAGGUCUAGAGCAAAAACAAUGGACUUAAAAAAGAAAAAGGAAAAGAAAA
Molecule: messenger RNA, 4056 nt
Organism: Salarias fasciatus (jewelled blenny)
Lineage: Eukaryota; Metazoa; Chordata; Actinopteri; Blenniiformes; Blenniidae
Gene: nr5a2
Product: nuclear receptor subfamily 5, group A, member 2
Exons: 7
Coding region: 564-2132 (522 amino acids)
Biological process (GO): regulation of transcription by RNA polymerase II; tissue development; hormone-mediated signaling pathway
Cellular component (GO): RNA polymerase II transcription regulator complex
Molecular function (GO): zinc ion binding; nuclear receptor activity; RNA polymerase II cis-regulatory region sequence-specific DNA binding
Source: RefSeq, a predicted model, not a curated record